CGGGGUGUCCUGGCAGAACAGUGCGUUCGGGCGUCGUCUCGCUGGAAGUCGAGUCCACACUCUGCAGCGACUCCUCAGCUCUGAGACGGUUGCUCCUGCGUGACCGUGGCGCAGGCAGUGGGCAGUGUCACCUUUUACUAAGUUGUGGGGAACCGUCCGCCCAGGCUCUGCCGCGCGUGGACUCGGGGCCCUUCCUGCCCUGCUAGAAGUGCCACCCGCUGCCACACGCGGUGACUCUCUGGUGUCUCCAGGCAGCGUGUGGCGGGCUCUGGCCAGGAGACUCCGGACCCCGGCAGCCGCCUCCGUCCUCUGUGCUGGACCCCAGCGCCCCCCAGCGCCGCUCCCGAGCCCUCGCGCGUCUGUGAGAGCAGCGACCAUGGACGAAUCUCUGGCUGCCGGCCCUGAGAUGAGAAAUGUUCCCUUAGAAGGGACGGUGUCAUUUGAAGAUGUGGCUGUGAACUUCACGUGGGAGGAGUGGCGGUGCCUGAGUGAAGCUCAGAGGACCUUGUACCGGGAUGUGAUGCUGGAGACCUGCAGUCACCUGGUGUCCCUAGGGCAUUGUGUUACCGAUCCUGAGGAGAGCAUCAAGUCGGGGCAGGAAUUACAGCCGUGGUCUGUGGGCGAUCCCCCAAGCCGGGACCUCUCAGAUGUCCAUACUGUGGAUCACCUGACUCAGGACAGCCCUGCAAAACAGGGCGGACAUUUGUGGCAAGUUCUUACCACCAGCUGCAAAAUACCAUCCAACGUGAGAAGUGAGUUAUGGGAAAAAAGCAAUUUGGACUCAAUUUGUUGUUUGACCCAGAGUAUCAAAAAUGGAAACAAUUCAGCAAUGAUGCCUGAGAACUUUUCUAUACAUAGGACCAUGAUGAUCCCUGGUGAGCCUCAUGAAGAGCAUGCUGGAGAGAACGAGGAGGUCUUUAGUAGAAUGAGGGAACCCAUCAAGUAUCCUGAGCACCAGAACUUUCAACAGCCUUUUGAGUUUUGUGAACAAGGAAAAGUCUUGAGUGAAGAAACAAUAUUUACACCUAGACGGGCCCUUCCGGAAGGGACUGCCCGUAAAUACAAUGAGUGCAGGGACACCCGUGAUGAGGCACCUUUAGUUGUCCAAGAUAGAACCCCAGGGGGACAGACUCCCUGUAGUUCUAAUGAGAAGGGAAGACCUGCAGAGAUGACUCCAGUGCAUUUGAAUCCUCCUAGGUAUGUUGAACAUGAGCAGCAGGAAUGUUAUGAAAGUGGGGCCAGUCUCAGCAACACGUUUCACACCUAUCCCUGUGAGAGUACCCAGUUAGGACAGAAUAAUUUUGGAUAUAAGAGAUAUGGUGAAGCGGCCUCUAAAACCUCUGUUCUGACUGAACAUCAGAAAUCACAAGCAGACGAUCAACCUGAUGAGUGUGGGGACACCUCUGAGAUUUCCUUACAGAGGGGACACCAGAGAAAUCUCACUGCAGUGAAGUUGUUUGUCUCUAACGAUUAUGUGAAAACUUUCUCAUGGAAGACUGCCCUCACCUUACAUCCACAAUCUCAAACAGGAGUGAAGCGCUACCCGUGUCUGGUAUGUAAGAAAACUUUCAGGUGGAAAUCUGCUUUUAGUGUCCAUCAGAGAACUCAUACAAGGGAGAAACCCUAUGAAUGUCAGGCGUGUAGGAAAGUGUUCUCCUGUAAAUCAGUUCUUGUUCUACAUGAGAGGACUCACACUGGAGAGAAACCCUAUGAAUGUGAAGGGUGUGGGAAAGCUUUUUCCAGUAAGUCUUACCUCAGGGAGCAUCAGAGAAUUCACACUGGAGAGAAGCCUUAUGAAUGUCAAGAGUGUAGGAAGAUUUUCCCCUGGAAAUCAUCCCUCAGUUACCAUCAGAGAAGUCACACUGGAGAGAAACCCUAUGAAUGUGAAGAGUGUGGGAAAGCUUUUUCCAGUAAGUCUUACCUCAGUGAGCAUCAGAGAAUUCACACUAGAGAAAAGCCUUAUGAAUGUCAAGAGUGUAGGAAGAUUUUCUCCUGGAGAUCAUCCCUCAGUGACCAUCAGAGAAGUCACACUGGAGAGAAACGCUAUGAGUGUCAAGAGUGUAGGAAGACUUUCCCCUGGAGAUCAUCCCUCAGUCACCAUCAGAGAAGUCACACUGGAGAGAAACCCUAUGAUUGUGAAGGGUGUGGAAAAACUUUUUCCAGUGUGUCAUCCCUCGGUCGCCAUCAGAGAAGUCACACUGGAGAGAAACCCUAUGAAUGUCAAGCAUGUAGGAAAGUGUUCUCCUGUAAGUUAGUUCUUGUUUUACAUGAGAGGACUCACACUGGAGAGAAAUCCUAUGAAUGUGAAGGGUGUGGGAAAGCUUUUUCCAGUAAGUCUUACCUCAGUGGGCAUCAGAGAAUUCACACUGGAGAGAAGCCUUAUGAAUGUCAAGAGUGUAGAAAGACUUUCCACUGGAAAUCAUCCCUCGUUAUCCAUCAGAGAAGUCACACUGGAGAGAAGCCUUAUGAAUGUCAAGAGUGUAGGAAGACUUUCCCCUGGAGAUCAUCCUUCAGGUACCAUCAGAGAAGUCACACUGGAGACAAACCCUAUGAUUGUGAAGAGUGUGGGAAAGCUUUUUCCAGUAAGUCAUCCCUCAGUCACCAUCAGAGAAGUCACACUGGAGAGAAACCCUAUGAAUGUGAAGGGUGUGGGAAAGCUUUUUCCAGUAAGAAAUCCCUCAGAUACCAUCAGAGAAGUCACUCUGGAGAGAAGCCUUAUGAAUGUCAAGAGUGUAGUAAGACUUUCCAAUGGAAAUCAUCCCUCAGUCAACAUCAGAGAAGUCAUUCUGGUGAGAAAUGCUUUGACUGUGAAGGGUGUGGGAAAGUUUUUUAUAGUAAGACACACUUCAUUACACAUCAGAGAAUUCACACUGGAGAGAAGCCUUAUGAUUGUGAAAGGUGUGGGAAAGCUUUUUCCCGUAAGUCAAGCCUCAUUAUACAUCAGAGAAGUCACACUGGAGAGAAACCCUAUGAUUGUGAAGCGUGUGGGAAAGCUUUUUCUAGUAAGCCACACCUCAUUAGACAUCAGAAAAUUCACACUGGAGAGAAACCCUAUGAGUGUUAAGAGUGUGGGAAAAGUUUUCAAAGUAAGUCAUCCCUAAGUGACCAUCAGAGAAAUCACACUGGAGAGAAACCCUAUGAAUGUCAAGCAUGUAGGAAAGUGUUCUCCUGUAAGUCAUUUCUUGUUCUGCAUGAGAGGACUCACACUGGAGAGAAACCCUAUGAAUGUGAAGGGUGUGGGAAAGCUUUUUCCUGUAAGUCUUACCUCAGUGAGCAUCAGAGAGUUCACACUGGGGAGAACCUGUCUUGUCCUGGAUUCGGGGAGAAAAUGUUGUGAACUGGAAUUUUUUCAUCUCCAAAAAUCCUGACAUUCUUAAUUAAAGCAGGUUUGGGCAGGUUCCAUAGACAAUUUAUGACAUUUGCUCUGAGUUUCAUGACAAAUCCAUCAUAAAAAAUAAGCAGCGUUAUCAAAAUGUAUUUUUCUAGAAUAAACAAUUGUCCUGACACUUUAUGUUGAAUGGUUCCUUCUUGACUGAGAUUUUCUACAGAUGCUGGUUAUUCAGUUAGGAAAAUUUCUUUUUAAUGUUAGUGUGGGACAAAAUCUAAUUACAGGUGGGUGUUAAUGUCAGAUUCUUUCCUGAAUCUGUGUGUUUUCUCCUUUAAUCUUUUAAGAGAGUGUUAGAUUUCUAGAUUUUCCAGUGCCAAAACCCCUUGCAUUCUUUGGAAAAAGUCCACUUAUGCAGGAUUUAGCCUGACAAUGGACUUUUUGUUGGUCCUGUGCAAUAUACUUUAUUUUUGGUUUUGAUAUCAAGAUUACAAAAGCCUUGCAGAAUUAUUCAGUAUUUGGACGUAUCUCCACAUUUCCCAUGCUCUGUGUGACUUCAUACAGGAUUACUCUUGAGUGUCAAUUUUCCGGUCUCUUUCCCAUCAGAGAGACUUCUUCAGUGUCCUAGAAGACUGAAAUUCAGAAUUUUCUUACAUUGUCCACUUUUAAGAAAUUUCCAUUUAUAAUAUAAAUUUCAGCCACUACUGUAUGUCUGGUGUAAUUCUACUUUAUUUGAGGAGUUAUCCUCAGCUCCUGGACAAUGAAUAAGUAGAAAUAAAGAGAUAAAUAUACAUUUGGCAGGAUGUCCAGUCAUUUAUAAUCACAUAGAGUUUUAUUGCAUUGAUUUACUACUUCAGAAUAUAUACAUUGAUCUGUGUCCUUGUGAAUGUUAACUGUCAGCUUUCUUAAACAUACCAUAGAAACAGUCACAGAUACCAAACCAUUGUUAUCUCAAAGGAUUGGGAAAGUGAGUUGCUAAAGGGAUAAACACCCCAGGAGUCUGAACCUUCUACAACAUUCAUAUUUGCCAUUAUUUUUUAAUUGGGUCACAUGCAGACUUUAUGAUCAUUAACAAUCUUAUUUAAUCCUCACCAUCAUCCUGGCAGAUACUAUCUUCAUUCUCAUUUCACAUAAGCCUAAACUUCUGAAGAGUCAGAAGUUCCUACAAUCAGAGAAUAUGAAUGAGGAUCAAGAUUUCAUCGCAGGUCUGGCUGACUCUAAAAUCCCGAUAGAUUUCAUUGCAGUGACCUCUUUUUUUUUAAGAUUUAUUCAUUUAUGCAUAUAAGAACUGGGGUACAGGUCAUGGGUGUGUGAGGUACAGUGGCUGCCGAUAUUUUCAUAGGUUACGUCUUAACUGCUUGUACCACCAGGGAGGCCCCCGUGUCCUCUUCCUUAUAAUUGCAGUUCCCAAGUCUAGACAGUAUCUUACUGUUCUCCCAGAAGCUCAGGAACCUGUCUUGUCCUGGAUUCGGGGAGAAAAUGUUGUGAACUGGAAUUUUUCAUUAGGCCUCUGCAUUCUUUAUCUUCAUUGUUCAGUCUCCUGUUCAUGUUUUAAUUGUUGUGUCUACAUCACUGUAAACCCACAAACAAAUAUGUGAACAGAUUGUUUAUAAUCAGUACAAUCAAUUAUGGAUACAAGCACUUGGUGUUCAGGUAACAAACAUAUCUACCUGACAAAUUCUUCAUGUUUAAAUCCUAAAGUCUGCCCUCCUUUAUCAUACUUAAAACAUUGAA
Talpa occidentalis (Iberian mole) is the source of this 5059-nucleotide messenger RNA. Its product is annotated as zinc finger protein 271-like. The transcript is spliced from 4 exons. Gene Ontology annotation, biological process: regulation of DNA-templated transcription. The record is from RefSeq and is a predicted model, not a curated record. NCBI's taxonomy places the organism in Eukaryota, Metazoa, Chordata, Mammalia, Eulipotyphla, Talpidae. The coding region runs from base 377 to 3064 and encodes 895 amino acids.